GAGGGCUCAGAUCCAUGACAUUGCGUGCACUGGGCUGGUGUUCUGCCCAGCCCCAUGGCCAAACAGCAGCUGGGCCCAGGCCCAUAUGGCCAAGUUAAGGGUAUUUUUGCAAUAGUAAUCCAAGUAUUUAAAUGGAGUAGAGGGAUAUUUUGGUCAAUUAAUGAUCAAGAUUUUUUCCCCAGUUCGUGAUGCCAUCUCCUUUGGCAGCAGAUGGAGAAGGAUAGAGGGACUUGCAGCUGUGGGUGGGUUGCGUUGUUCUCCGAUCAUCAAGCAUGUGCCAGCCGUUGAGUUUGGGAGGGAGGUUCGAAGGUCACAAGAUCUAGGGUAAGUUAGUCGUUUCCAUCUUCUCCUUCUGGGCUGCAAUUUCUGGCGACAGAGACUGGGAGGGAGGUUCAAAGGUCGCGAGCGAGAGCUAGGGUUCGGUAGAAGUUCGUGUUUGUGUUCGCGUUCGUCUUCUUAUUAGUAUCCGUGUUUCCUAGCAUUAAGGUGAAAGGGCCAGCAUAAAUAUGGCAGAAGGAGAUGAGGAUUUGCCGAGGGAUGCAAAGAUUGUGAAAUCACUUCUAAAAUCAAUGGGUGUUGACGACUACGAACCUCGUGUUGUACACCAAUUUCUAGAACUAUGGUAUCGCUAUGUUGUUGACGUAUUGACAGAUGCACAAGUCUACUCAGAGCAUGCUGGCAAGGCAACAAUAGACUGUGAUGAUGUGAAGCUUGCUAUUCAAUCGAAAGUCAAUUUCAGCUUCUCUCAACCCCCACCACGAGAGGUCCUACUAGAGCUAGCUAGGAACAGGAACAAGAUCCCAUUGCCAAAGUCAAUAGCAGGGCCUGGAAUCCCACUCCCACCUGAACAAGACACAUUGAUCAGCCCCAACUACCAACUUGUGAUCCCAAAGAAACAAACUGCUCAGCCUAUGGAAGAAACAGAGGAAGAUGAAGAAAGUGUUGACCCCAACUUGUCUCAAGAGCAUAAGACAGAUUUGCUGCAGCACACUCAUCAAAGGAUCUCCUUUCCUCUUGGAGCUAAACGCCCGAGGUGAGAGAAUUUUCAACCAAGGGCCUUUGGAGAAACACGCUCUUGGCAGUAACUUCGAUGCCAGGAGAGGCAAGAGGGGAGAUGGAUGAUUUAUUAGACUUAUAUUGCUAUUUACCAUGUAAUGAUGAGAAUACUUAUUGACAGUUUUUGUAUUGAGGAAUUGAAACAGUUGAAUGCUUAUGCUGAUAGCAUAAUUCUUUUGGACA
Malania oleifera is the source of this 1239-nucleotide messenger RNA. RefSeq names its product transcription initiation factor TFIID subunit 9. Gene Ontology annotation, molecular function: RNA polymerase II general transcription initiation factor activity; protein heterodimerization activity; transcription coactivator activity. Lineage: Eukaryota; Viridiplantae; Streptophyta; Magnoliopsida; Santalales; Ximeniaceae. Gene Ontology annotation, biological process: DNA-templated transcription initiation; RNA polymerase II preinitiation complex assembly. Bases 507 to 1037 code for a protein of 176 amino acids. Gene Ontology annotation, cellular component: transcription factor TFIID complex; SAGA complex. The record is from RefSeq and is a predicted model, not a curated record. The transcript has 3 exons.